AUGAGAACGUUCCUGUUCGCUGUGUCCCUUCUGGCCACACUUGUCAGUGCAAAAUGGAUCGAAAUUGAUUGGAGGAAGGUACGUUCGAUCGAAGAUUUCGAUCACUACUGGGAUCGUUUACCGACGGAAAUGAAGAUCUAUCGUCAGCGGCGUCCCUUCCAACGUAUUACUAACGGGCAGGAAGCGACCCCAGGCCAGUUCCCGUACCAGAUCGUACUUCUGAGUGACUUCCCGACCGGAACGGCUCUAUGCGGUGGUUCCGUGCUGACGCGUAACUUUAUCCUCACUGCUGCCCACUGCGUCGUGUCGGGAACGAACACGGUGGUGUCGGGCGGUAUCGCCAUCAUGGGAGCACACAACCGUACGAUCGAGGAAGCUUCCCAGCAACGGAUCCGCUACACGGCCAGCGGCAUUCGGUACCAUCCACUGUACGUUUCGUCCACGCUGCGGUAUGACAUUGCCGUGGUGCUGCUGGAUUCUUCCAUCACCUUCACCGACCGCAUCCAACCGGUACGUUUGCCGGCCCGGUCGGAUACUCGCCAGUUUGGUGGGUUCGUUGGUACGCUGUCGGGAUUUGGGCGUACGACCGACGCUAGCCAAUCCAUCUCGACGGUCGUUCGGUUCACAAGCAACCCGGUCAUGACCAAUGCGAACUGUAUUACGCGCUGGGGCUCCUCUAAUAUCCAGAACCAAAACGUGUGUCUGAGCGGAACGGGAGGACGCUCGUCCUGCAAUGGAGAUUCCGGCGGGCCGCUCACGGUGGAAUCGGGUGGACCGAUGCAGAUCGGCGUGGUAUCGUUUGUGUCGAUUCGUGGCUGUGAGGUCGGUAUGCCGUCCGUAUACUCGCGUGUGUCGUUCUAUCUGAACUGGGUUGAGAUUAACUCCGAUUUUGUGGCCCAACCGUAA
This is a messenger RNA of Anopheles merus, 906 nucleotides long. RefSeq names its product brachyurin-like. Gene Ontology annotation, biological process: proteolysis. The record is from RefSeq and is a predicted model, not a curated record. Gene Ontology annotation, molecular function: serine-type endopeptidase activity. Bases 1 to 906 code for a protein of 301 amino acids. Lineage: Eukaryota; Metazoa; Arthropoda; Insecta; Diptera; Culicidae. The transcript has a single exon.